Hydra vulgaris (swiftwater hydra) is the source of this 1281-nucleotide messenger RNA. The record is from RefSeq and is a predicted model, not a curated record. Lineage: Eukaryota; Metazoa; Cnidaria; Hydrozoa; Anthoathecata; Hydridae.
AAAAUAUCUGUUGUAAUGUUCUGGCGGACCAUGGCAUCAUGUUUACAGCCAUUAUGUUAUAACCAAGCUAAUUGUGUUGAAAUUGGAGCAAUAAAUAGGGAGAAAUUAGAUGUUUUGAAAGUUUCAUUGGAAAAGCCAUUGUUUGAUGAUUCUGACUCAGAAAUUGAAUAUCAAUAUCUUUCCACUGUUGAUAAUAUUACUGAAUCAAGUUUUACAAAAUGUGAUCUUAUUUUUGAAAAUGAAAACGAGUUCGUGUGUUUGUCACCAAACAAAGAAACAGAGUUUAUUGCUGUACUUCCUAGUUUAAUUACAACUCCUAUAAUUGAAAGAUGUGCUUCUUGGGAAGAACUAAAAACGUUUUCAGAAGCUUCCAAUAGUGAUGUUCCUAAAGAAGACCUAAAUUCAACAUGUGAUGAUUUUGGUAAAAUUACAAAAAAAUGUUUGAAUCUAAUUAAAACAUGUGGAGAAAUUGAGGUUGAUACCUCAAAACCAGAAACCAACAAGUACACAAAACCAGCACGACUUUGUUUAUUUUGCAAAGUUCCUCAGACUCGGUUAAAACGCCAUAUUCUUUUAAAGCAUGGUACUGAAAUUUCGGUAUUGCCUCUUUUAAAUAUGAACUCUGUAGAUCAGAAUCGUUAUAUAGAAAUAUUUCGAAAGGAAGCUAUUAGAAAUCACAAUGUUUCACUGGUGGAAUCAGGUCAAACAUGUUUUAUUAGAGAAAGAAAGUCAAAAAUACAAAAUGAUGAACUCCCUCUUAUGUGUUGUGGGUGUAAAGGUUUCUAUUCAAGAAAGUAUAAAGCUCGUCACCAACUUGUUUGCCAAGGUACAAAUACCAAUCUAAUGAUACCUAUGGUUUCUAUAGCAAGUAAAGAUUAUGAAAAUUAUUCAAAUGAUUUUGUCAACCUUCUAAACACAUUACAACUGGAUGAUAUUGGAAAUUAUAUUAAAACUGACAAAAUCAUUUUAAUGAUUGGUUCUAGAUCUUAUAGCGCUCUUAAAAGAAAGAAAGAUAAAGUUUCAGAGACUAAAAGAUUGGUUCGUUCACGAAUGCGGUUAACUGCAAGAUUAUACUUAUCUUUUAAAAGUAUCUAUAGCAAUCAGAAAGCUGUUAAAAUAGAUAAUAUCUUAAAUAAUGCAGCUGACAUGUACUGUCGAGAAGUAAUCACCAUAGUUGGAGAAGCUAUUAAUUCUUUAUCAGAAAAAUCAAAUGAAGAUUCGGACCAUCUUUUAUUAAGUGCACAAAAAAGUGGCCUAAAAAAUCAGUAUACUUAAUUUAUU